UCAAGAGGAGACUGAGAGAAUACCUGUUUGUACUGUGCUGCUUCAAUGGCAUGAUUCCUUUCUAAGGCAACCUGCCAUAUUUAAAUCUAUAUCCUACAACCAAGAAGAAACAAAGCAUUAUAUUGGAAAUGUGUUUCUGCUUUUUUAAUUCCAUCUAAGCUUUUAAUUAUAUUUAAAUAUGUUAUCUAUUGCUCGAAAGUUAACAUGAUUUCAUGUUUAAAUGUCAUCCUUUGUGACAUGUUUAUGAAAUGCAAUUACUGUACAUAACUUCUUGUUAUUGGCUAUUUCAUUGUGUGAUUAUGGCUGACAACAAUACAACAGCUGCAGAUGGUGGUAGCAGCUCCUCUCUGCAACAAGUUAAUGACAUGAUCAUAAUAGUCCAGGUGAUGAAUGCAAUCUUCAUUUACAUCAUUUGCCUGCUCAUCUUCACCUUCUUCAAAAAGGACACCUUUCUCUCAAACACACGUUAUAUUUUCUUUGCUCACACACUGCUGACUGACUGUCUGUACCUAAUCAUGACUAAUAACUUACUCCUCCUGACUUACUUUAGUGUCACCAUGCCAGCUGCUGUGUGUGUUUUUUUCUGUGUGUUGCUUUGUGAGUUGACCUUUGUCACGCCGCUGACACUGACAGCCAUGAGCCUGGAGCGAUAUGUGGCCAUCUGCAUGCCCCUGCGCCAUGGAGAGCUCUCCACUGUACGCAGAGCCAUUCACUGCAUCCUACUCAUCCACAGCAUCAGCGCCAUACAGCCCAUCAUAAUUGUCUCCAUCUUCUUUGCCUCAGUCCCUCUGGGCUUCUACACGCAGUAUAAGCUGUGUUCAGCAGAUAUGUUUAUUGCACACAAGUGGCAGAGACACCUUAGAUCAGUUAUAGGUCAGUUCUACUUUCUGGUCAUGUCCAUCACCAUUGUGUUUACCUAUGUUAGAAUAAUUGCAGUGGCCAAAGAAUCUUCGGAAAAUAAGAAAUCUUUAUCUAAAUGUCGUAAAACGGUGAUUCUCCACGCUAUCCAGUUGUUCCUGUGUCUGAUCCAGCUGUGGUGCCCGUUCAUUGAGGCUGCCAUCCUGCCAAUUCAUUUGAAAUUGUACAAUGUGAGAUUCUUUGAUUACAUUGUUUUUAUUCUGGCCCCGCGAUGUCUUUGUCCACUUGUCUAUGGCCUAAGGGAUGAAAAGUUUUUCCUUGCAAUUAAAUGUUAUGUAUUUUUUGGGCUGAAUAAGAACAUUUCCCCAAUACUUGUUGAUAACUUAAUUACUGGUCAUAUGAAAACAUAACACUUGCUUAACAGGCAAGGCCAUUGGUAUUGUUAUUAUUUAUCACAUGAUUUUGUGGUAUUGAAAAGCACUUUGGUUUUCAAAGACCACAGACAAUAUGAUAUAUUGUGUUAAUCUUGAGGUAUAUUUUAAUGAAUGGCUAUGUUACAUAUGCUUAUGUGUUUAAGCUAAUUAUAGUAUCUGCAUUGUAGCGUCUUCUAAUCAGAAAAAAAUGUAAACGUCUCAAACAACAUUAACCAUGUGUGUAAUUUCAAAGAUGAGCUUAUUGAGAGAAAUAAAACAUUCCUUCC
Oncorhynchus keta (chum salmon) is the source of this 1558-nucleotide messenger RNA. RefSeq names its product odorant receptor 131-2-like. Gene Ontology annotation, biological process: G protein-coupled receptor signaling pathway. Lineage: Eukaryota; Metazoa; Chordata; Actinopteri; Salmoniformes; Salmonidae. The transcript has a single exon. Gene Ontology annotation, cellular component: membrane. Gene Ontology annotation, molecular function: G protein-coupled receptor activity. The record is from RefSeq and is a predicted model, not a curated record. The coding region runs from base 249 to 1268 and encodes 339 amino acids.